Molecule: messenger RNA, 1080 nt
Organism: Penicillium lagena
Lineage: Eukaryota; Fungi; Ascomycota; Eurotiomycetes; Eurotiales; Aspergillaceae
Product: guanine nucleotide-binding protein subunit alpha
Exons: 5
Coding region: 1-1080 (359 amino acids)
Biological process (GO): G protein-coupled receptor signaling pathway
Cellular component (GO): heterotrimeric G-protein complex
Molecular function (GO): G protein-coupled receptor binding; G-protein beta/gamma-subunit complex binding; GTPase activity
Source: RefSeq, a predicted model, not a curated record
AUGGGCUGCAUAAACUCCAAAAGCGCAGACGGAGACAGGGAUGCCCUCCAGCGCAAUGCUCGGAUAGAUCGAACACUCAAAAAUGACAAGAAGACAAUGGACCGGACCAUCAAGAUCCUGCUACUGGGAGCUGGAGAGUCCGGCAAGUCUACUAUCAUCAAGCAGAUGCGUAUCAUCCACGAUCGGGGCUUCCCCGAGGAAGAACGGCGUCAGACACGCGCCGUGAUCUACUCAAAUCUUGUCAUUGCGUUUAAAGUUUUGUUGGAUAUCAUGAACGCCGAGAAUAUCGAGUUCGAGAAUGAAGAGAAGACUAAACCGCUCGCGGAGUUGUUGGAGAACACGGAUCCGGAUCUUGGGUCAGAUGAGGCCUUCUCAGAUCUCAAGGUUCGCGACGCCAUGCGAGACACAUGGGCUGAUGGUGGCGUCCAAAAGGCCGUGGCUCGUGGGCACGAAUUCGCCCUGCACGACAACUUGGUUUACUUUUACGAUGCUCUGGAUCGCAUAUUUACACCGGGCUGGCUGCCCGACAAUCAGGACAUGCUGCAGGCUCGACUUCGGACGACGGGUAUUACGGAGACGCUGUUCGAACUCGGACAGAUGAACUUUCGCAUGAUGGAUGUUGGUGGGCAACGGUCAGAACGGAAGAAGUGGAUUCACUGCUUCGAGGGUGUUCAAUGUCUGCUGUUCAUGGUUGCCUUGUCCGGUUAUGACCAGUGUCUGGUUGAGGAUCAAAAUGCUAAUCAAAUGCACGAGGCCAUGAUGCUGUUCGAGUCUCUGGUCAACGGUGAAUGGUUCAAGCGAAAGCCCAUCAUUCUUUUCCUCAACAAGAUCGAUUUGUUCAAAGGCAAACUCAGCAUUUCCUCCAUUUCGAAACACUUCCCCGACUACACCGGAUCAAACACCGACUUUGACGCCGCAGCGCGGUACUUUGCAGAACGGUUCCGCGGCAUCAACCGAAUACCCGAUCGCGAGAUCUACAUCCACUACACCAAUGCCACCGACACGACGCUGUUGAAGGCGACUAUGGAUUCGGUCCAGGACAUGAUCAUCCAGAAGAAUCUCCACACCCUCAUUCUAUAG